CUCGAGUGGCCGCUAUGACAGAAAUGGCGGCGUUGUGUUCGCCAUUAGCUCGAUUCUCGAGGACAGAUCGGGGCCACUUUUUCAGAGCAGUAUCUAUGGCAGUUUCCCAACUGAGUGGUCAAGGGAGCAUGGGGAGCAUGGCUUGUGGAGUCUACACGGCUGGCGUCAAGACCUCUCCUACGCUUCUAUCCUCCUUGUUUUGUGUCCAUUUAUCCGUGUCCAUAAGUGUCCAUUUAUCCAAUUUAUCCACCCCCAAAGACCUGAGGCAACAUGAGUCAACAUAAGCUUUUAAAAUAGGCAUAUUUAUUUUAUAACUACGCAUUUAAAUAUGUGCUGAUAGCAUAUAAUUAAAAGUUAAAAUUAAAAUCAACUUUGUCCUAUUCUGAAUGCAUCGCCAUUUCUUCCAGCUUACGCUAACAACAUGAAGUUUGAAAAUGGCGGCUGGCACGGGCAGCGCGGGCGACUGGUGCCUCAUCGAAAGCGAUCCCGGCGUUUUUACGGAAUUAAUUAAAGGUUUUGGUGUGAAAGGAGUCCAGGUGGAAGAAUUGUGGAGCUUGGAUCGCGAUAGCUUCGAGAAGCUAAAACCCGUUCAUGGCCUCAUAUUCCUGUUCAAGUGGUAUAAGAAUGAGGAGCCCAGCGGUUCUGUCGUUCAAGACAACCGUUUGGACAAAAUAUUUUUCGCCAAGCAGGUCAUCAACAAUGCAUGUGCCACGCAAGCCAUCCUGAGCGUCCUCCUGAACGUGAAGCAUCCGGACAUCUCAUUAGGAGAGACGCUGCUUUCGUUCAGGGACUUCUGCCAGAGUUUCGACGCAACGAUGAAGGGCCUAACACUCAGCAACUCGGACGUCAUCAGGGAAGUGCACAACAGCUUCUCGAGGCAGCAGAUGUUCGAGUUUGAUGUGAAGCAGAGCUCCAAGGACGACGACGUGUACCACUUCAUAGGCUACGUGCCCAUCGAUGGCCGCCUCUACGAGCUGGACGGGCUCAAGGACGGCCCCAUCGACCUCGGGCCAAUCCCCCAGCAAGCUGAUUGGAUCGAUAUGGUCAGGCCGGUCAUUGAGGGCAGGAUAAAACAGUACAACGAAGGUGAGAUUCACUUCAACCUCAUGGCGAUGAUCACGGACCGCAAGCUGGUGUAUCAGAAGCAGCUCGACGCACUGACGAGUCGGCUGGCCGCUGGAGCCAUGGAAACAGAUGACCUGCACUCGGAAAUCAGCAAGCUUCACAUGCUUAUUCAAGAGGAGGAAAAUAAGAGCAAGCGCUACAAGGUAGAAAACAUCCGGAGAAAACACAACUACCUACCGCUCAUCAUGGAGAUACUCAAGAUCUUGUCCGAAGAGAAGAAACUGGUGCCAUUGGUUGAAAAGGCAAAGGAAAAAGCACUCGAGAAGAAACGACAAGGAGAGAAGUCUAAAUAAAGGCACAUUGAUUUGCUUGUUGAAAUGGUAGCUACCUCCGAAAGCUCCAAAACGAAAGAACCGUUUCAGAAAACCCUGGAGCUUGUACGAAGUGCACACCAUGUAUGCAGAAAGAAAAAAAAAUGCAGCUCUUUUUUUCAUC
Ixodes scapularis (black-legged tick) is the source of this 1560-nucleotide messenger RNA. It is a transcript of the gene Uch-L5, whose product is annotated as ubiquitin carboxyl-terminal hydrolase isozyme L5. Gene Ontology annotation, cellular component: cytoplasm. The transcript is spliced from 11 exons. Gene Ontology annotation, molecular function: cysteine-type deubiquitinase activity. The record is from RefSeq and is a predicted model, not a curated record. Bases 435 to 1418 code for a protein of 327 amino acids. Gene Ontology annotation, biological process: ubiquitin-dependent protein catabolic process; protein deubiquitination. Lineage: Eukaryota; Metazoa; Arthropoda; Arachnida; Ixodida; Ixodidae.